Mastomys coucha (southern multimammate mouse) is the source of this 3015-nucleotide messenger RNA. It is a transcript of the gene Hnrnpa0, whose product is annotated as heterogeneous nuclear ribonucleoprotein A0. Gene Ontology annotation, molecular function: RNA binding. The transcript has a single exon. The coding region runs from base 565 to 1482 and encodes 305 amino acids. The record is from RefSeq and is a predicted model, not a curated record. Lineage: Eukaryota; Metazoa; Chordata; Mammalia; Rodentia; Muridae.
GGAUCCGGCGAGGGGAGGGAGGGAAGGCUGCGGGAACAGCCGCGCGGCCGACAGGAAACGCUCCGCGGACGCGCGCGGAGGGCUCCGGCGGGCCGUCCCCGGGGUACUGCGGCACCGCGUCGAGGGCGAGCGCGGAGGCGGAAGGAGCGGCGGCCGCCCAGGAGCCCGAGGCCCGGACGGAAACCGCGGAGGGCGGGGAGGCCGCGGCCUAGAGCGGCGCUGCGGCGCGGUGGGCGGGCUUAAGGCGAGCGCGGCGGCGAUUGGCCGGCGGCCCGGCGUCGCCUGUGACGCACCGCGCGGGGAGGGUGCGCGCGCCUUCAGCGGCCUCUUUGUGUGGUGUCCUGAUAGGGGAGCGGAGGUGGCGGCCGCGGCGGCCCUGGUAGGGUUCCAGCGUCCUCGGCUCGCCCUCGGGCCGGCAGCGCGCCCCUUCCCUCCCCCUCCCGCCCCUUCCCCGCCGGCGGCGGCGGCGGCCGGGCCCGGGCUCCGACGAGGCCUCGGCGACCGCUAACGGCGACGGCGACGCCGCGGAGCGCGCAGGGCGGGGGCAGGGCCCGGGCGGCCGACAUGGAGAACUCUCAGCUCUGUAAGCUGUUCAUCGGCGGCCUCAACGUGCAGACGAGCGAGUCGGGGCUGCGCGGCCACUUCGAGGCCUUCGGGACGCUGACGGACUGCGUGGUGGUGGUGAACCCCCAGACGAAGCGCUCCCGCUGCUUCGGCUUCGUGACCUACUCGAACGUGGAGGAGGCGGACGCCGCCAUGGCCGCGUCGCCGCACGCGGUGGACGGCAACACGGUGGAGCUGAAGCGCGCCGUGUCGCGCGAGGAUUCGGCGCGGCCCGGGGCGCACGCCAAGGUGAAGAAGCUGUUCGUGGGCGGCCUCAAGGGCGACGUGGCGGAGGGCGACCUGAUCGAGCACUUCUCGCAGUUCGGCGCGGUGGAGAAGGCGGAGAUCAUCGCCGACAAGCAGUCGGGCAAGAAGCGCGGCUUCGGCUUCGUCUACUUCCAGAGCCACGACGCGGCCGACAAGGCGGCGGUGGUGAAGUUCCACCCGAUCCAGGGCCACCGCGUGGAGGUGAAGAAGGCGGUGCCCAAGGAGGAUAUCCACGCGGGCGGCGGGGGCGCGCGGGCGGCCCGGGGCGGGCGCGGCGGCGGCCGGGGCCGCGGCGGCGGCGGCGGCGGCCGAGACCAGAACGGGCUGGCCAAGGGCGGCGGCGGCGGCGGCGGCGGCUACAACAGCUACGGCGGCUACGGGGGCUACGGCGCCUACGGGGGCGGCGGCGGCGGCGGCUCGUAUGGCGGCGGCAGCGACUACGGCAACGGCUUCGGCGGCUUCGGCAGCUACAGCCAGCACCAGUCCUCGUACGGGCCGAUGAAGAGCGGCGGCGGCGGCGGAGGCGGCGGCAGCUGGGGCGGCCGCAGCAACAGUGGACCGUACAGAGGCGGCUAUGGCGGCGGCGGCGGCUACGGCGGAGGCUCGUUCUAGAAGCCGGGUUCCGGAUGCCGGCGACGGGCGCGGCCAUUCUCGCCCUCCCUCCGCGCCCGCCCCAGGCGCCCUCGGGGGAGCCGCUUACCCUGGGGGGCACGACCCCCCUCGCUUGCCUGCCCGUCCCCCCCAGCCACCCACCCCCCCCGAAGGUGGACUCGGCCCCACACACACAUUUUUGUGUUACAGUCAUUGAUGGACUCUAUUUUUUUAUUAUUACUUGGACCUUGGUCGUUUUUAUACUAGCAAAAAUGUCUUGUUUUAAUUUGUGUUUUUUUUUUCCGGGGGGCGGGUGGGCGGGCGGGAGUGAACUUGCUGAUUCUGUAGCAAAACCUGGGUGGGGGUUGGGCGGGAGGGUAGUUUACUUUGUUGUAAGGACUUGAUACCUGGCUACAGCGUUUUCUAUGAAACCUACUUGGAUCCCAUGCCUGAAAUUUGGAAGCAUAUGUACAAAAAUCAUUUUUACGUUUUAUUUUUAAUAAAUCAUUGUGUUUGACCGUACAUGUCUAACAUUUUUUUUUCUAGGAUCCACUCCUUACCGUUUUAAAGGAUAUUUUUGUUAGGUUUUGAUGUGCACUUCGAGAAGCUUAAAGGAGGUCUUGUGGGUUCUUUUUUUUUUUUUUUCCCUGUUUUCUUCCUGUUUGCCCAGUUACUGAUGUGUUGAAAUUACCUUUUACAGACAAAAACUUUUUGAAGUGGUGGAUGUGGCUGUUUAGUUUCUGUGCAUCCAUCUCUUUGUAAUGAGCGAUUUGCUUAUCACCUUGACAUGGUUGGUUCUUUCUAUCAGAAUUUACUUCAAAACAUGUACUGUGUAGUUUUAAAAGAAAUAGUUUGUGUUUAAAGCAUGUGUUCUCAUUCAUAUAAACUGUUUAAAACUUUUUUAGAUGACCUAGUUUCUUCCUUAUUGGUUUGUCUGUAAUGAAUGGUUACAAAUAAGGGUUCUAUUUUACCCUAACACUAAGUGAGUUUUUAAAAAUGUAUUUUCAGAGCAGGUUUAAAAAAAAACGUUUCUUCCCUAAGUCUGAACUUUGUCCUCUUAAGUCCAACGGAUGUAGCACCAUCUGCUGGUAGAGUGGCAGUAUAGCUGCAAGACGGUUGGUUUGAAAAACCGACUUGUUCAGGACAAUUCAUCAGAUUUAGCAGUUUGCCAUCAGAAGUCUGCAGAGUCGAAGGUUCACACUUGUAGGUGAGACGGGCUUCCCAGGAGUGCAGUGAACAGCCCGUGUCAGUCACUUUUUCUACAUGAGAUUUGAAUAUGUAAACUGCUAUGCAUAGCUUGGGCAGUAGCCCCAAACUGCUCUGAUAGCUACUGAAGCAGCUGUGUGUACUGGGGUUUUAGGUGCAAGUUGUAAAACAAAAUUAUCUGUAUUCUGCUUGGUUAACGUGUAUUUGUAGCCCUUCAUGCAAUAGAAUUCAAGUUGUUGUUUAUAAAAAAAAAACAAAAACUGAUAAUAGAAGAAAAUUGCCUUCCUGGAUAGAAACAUAGAAUAGCAACGUUUAUGGAUAUCACAAAUAAAGAAUUCAAUUCUUACA